CUCCGUGAGUCAACAGGUCAACAUCCUUCAGUUAUUCUUCUCCAAAACUCUCCAAGGACUUCCGCUCUUUUAUGCGUCAACGGAUCGACGUCCUCUAGUUAUUCCUUUUCCAAAAGUCUCCAAGAUGGCUUCGAAAUUAAGCCCUGAGGAGUCAAUCUCCCUCAUUAAAGCCAACCUCGCCGAAGUCCUCAACCCCGAAAUCAUCGACGAUGUAAUCCUCAAUCAGAAACGCCCGUUGAAGGUCUACUGGGGUACCGCAACGACGGGACGUCCCCAUUGCGGCUACUUUGUCCCCAUGAUGAAGAUCGCAGAGCUCCUGGCUGCUGGCUGCCAUGUCAAGAUCCUCCUCGCAGAUAUUCAUGCCUACCUCGACAACAUGAAAGCCCCUCUCGAACUCGUCGCAUUCCGAGCGAAGUACUACGAGCAAGUUGUCAAGGCCACUUUGCGGGCCGUGGGUGUUGAUAUCAGCCGCUUGGAGUUUGUGCUAGGGAGUUCCUACCAGCUAGAGAAGAAUUACACUAUGGACAGGUUCAAAUUAGAGGGGGUUACGAGGAUUAAUGUUGCAAAGAAGGCUGGUGCGGAAGUGGUGAAGCAGACUGAUGACCCAACACUGGGAGGCUUGAUCUACCCUCUGAUGCAGGCAUUAGACGAGGAGUAUUUGGAUGUGGACGCUCAAUUCGGUGGAGUAGAUCAGCGGAAGAUCUUCACAUUUGCAAUGGAGAACCUACCAACGAUCGGUUACAAGGUCAGGGCGCAUCUGAUGAACACGAUGGUACCCGGAUUAGGAGAGGCUUCAAAGAUGAGUGCGAGUGACCCGGACUCGAAGAUAGAUCUUUUAGAUACACCGGAAGCGGUCGAGAAGAAGCUGAAGAAGGCGAAGUGUGUGCCAAAGGAGGUAGAAGGGAACGGGGUCAUCGCGUUCGUCGAGCAUGUCAUCUUCAGAGCCUUGGCACUGAAAGUUGAUAAGGAGCCGGCUUUCAUCGUACAAAGGAAGGACCAGGAACCAUUAGUCUACACAAGCGUUGCAAAGUUGAAGGAGGAUUAUAUCGCGGAUAUUCUCACGCCGCAAUUACUAAAAGCUGCCUUGACACAGCACCUCAAUGAGCUCCUCAAGCCAAUCCAAGCUGAGUACACAGCGUCUCCAGAAUGGCAAGAAAUCGCACUACAAGCCUAUCCCCCUGAGAAGGCUGCUGUGAAAGUGAAGAAGGUCAAAGACAAGGGAGACCCGGAGAAACGGGCAGCAGCUGCAGCAGCAAGGAAAGCCGCUGCCGCUGCCGCUGUGGUAGCGCAACCAGAUGGACAUGUCGAGGGCAAAGAUGCGCAAAAGGUCAAUGUAGGCCCAAGUACGGACGAAAUGUUGAAAAAAUUAAAUAUCGCAGGUUGAUAGAUGAGAAUCGACGCAAGUACCCAAGAGCCACUGUCCUGAUAAUUGACUAUGUUAUUUGAAAGGAUGGUCAUUAUACUUACCUAACGUAGUUGUCAAUCCUUCAUUCAUAUAUAUACGGGAUAGCAACAGGGAAGAACCGCAGAGAAAGACAUACUAUCCCAGGGGGAUAGUACCGCAUCAAUACUACUCGAUAUCCUCGAAUCUC
This is a messenger RNA of Amorphotheca resinae ATCC 22711, 1592 nucleotides long. RefSeq lists its product as hypothetical. Bases 125 to 1384 code for a protein of 419 amino acids. Lineage: Eukaryota; Fungi; Ascomycota; Leotiomycetes; Helotiales; Amorphothecaceae. Gene Ontology annotation, molecular function: ATP binding; tyrosine-tRNA ligase activity. Gene Ontology annotation, biological process: tyrosyl-tRNA aminoacylation. The transcript has 3 exons. The record is from RefSeq and is a predicted model, not a curated record.